AUGACCAGAAACAGGUCCAGGUCACAAACCGCUGCAGUGUACGCCAGUCCCCGAGCCAUGCCUCAGGACCGGAAAUGGUCAGUGAGGGGAAUGAUUGAUGACAUUAUCAACUGUAGAGGAGAAAGAUUUGGUACUGGGAAACUGAAGGAGUUGUGCAAACUACUGCCAGAGGAUGGAGAGGUGCGUCAGCUUCUUGAUUUUAAAGGAGACUAUUCAACUCUCUCCGAGGCAGAUCGGUUCAUGGUACAACUUGUCAAAGUUCCUUGCUAUGAGGAACGGUUGAACAGUUUAGUACUCAAAGAGGAAUUCUCACAUUUUAUGGAUGAAGUGAAUCACUCUGUUGCAGUCAUGACCUCUGCUGGACAAGACUAUGUUGCGAUGCAAGCUCAGAAGAUUGAUGCAUCGCUGCUGAGGUUCCCAGAGCAACUACAGCACAUUGGAGAUGCAGCAAGGAUCCAUAAGCAGGAAAUCGAAUCUGAUUUCCAAAAGGACGUUAGUAAAGUCCAGGUGGCAAAGCAGAAUGCUAGUAAACAGCCAGAUCUGGAAGAACAGAUGAGGGAUUUUCUGCAGAAUGCAGACACCAGGUUAACGGAGACUGAGGCAGCGUUCAAAAACCUUUCUGCUGUGUGUGAUUCGGUGGCGGAGUAUUUCUGUGAGGAUCCCACUCAGUUCAAACUAGAGGAGUGUUGCUCCAUUUUCUACUCUUUCUGUGAGAAGUUCAAACGAGCAGUUCAGGAGAAUCUUGAACGAGAAAUGGUCGAGGUGAAGCGCAGACAGCGAGAGCGUACUCAGAUUGCAGCCAAGCGUCGUUCUACCGCCACCUGCUCCUCACGAGACAAAGACGUGGAAGGAGUUGCACUGGAGUCCAUCCUACAGAGGUUUAACAGUCGCCAAUCCCACCGUAGAGCCGGCACCGGUUCACCCACACGGGGAAAUCUUACUGAGACCACCACGCCGGAGAAACGCCCCGCUGACAACAGAGAGGUCAAGAGAGACAGCUGGAUCAAAAGGGCCAUGCAAUCCCCCUUGAUCAAGGAGAGCACUGAUAAGGAUGAGACGCCCAAGCACCCAGAGAUUACAAUCUCAAACCCUGUGCAGGAAAGUGCCGAUUCCUCAAUCAAUCAACGUGCCUCUGUAUUCACGGUGGAGGAGGAGGAAGAUGUCCAGAUAGAGAAAGAGGUGCAAAAUAUGAGAGAGGUGUCACGGAAAGUUUUACAAUACCAGUCCAGUCGAAGUAGCAUUUCAUCUGGUGAGACCCUGUCACCGAUCCUGUCUCCCAGGCAGACGUUCUUCCAGGAAGACAGAAGACAGCUGCUGAUCGUGACCAUAGAAGAAAACACCUCUAAAUCCAGCUCUCUGCUGCAGAACGGCCAGAUCAUCAAUCGCCGGCACACAAUCGCACUUCUCGAGGCCAGUUGUGAAACUACCAGCCAAGAGGAUCUAUUCGUGCCUAGUAAUCUAAACUCAUCUCCGGCUCCCUCUGUAGGUGUUAUUGGAAAAGGGAAAUCUGUGGAAUGCGGUAUGAUUGCCACAUUACAAAACUCUACAGAGACUGUUAAAGAUUCAGACACCAAGCCACUUAAUUCUCAAAAGGAAUCACAAUCUGUUGACUCAUCACAAUCACAAUCAGCAGAGCCAGAGGUGAAGACAGAAGAGACAGAGCCUAGCUUGAAGUUUAGUACUGGGAAGAGAAAUAGCCAAACAAUAUCAUUUAAAAGCACUAAAGAGGGUUUCAGCUUUAUGUCUUUAUUUAAGCGUUGGCGUGAAAAAGACAAAUCAAAUGAGCUUGAUUCUGACAGUGUGGACCCAUGAUCUUAAAACAAAAACAUGUUUUCUGUUUAUUCAGGCAUUUAUGCUGCGUUUAUGGAAAACAAGCUUGGUGCUUUGUCACUGUUUGCUUGUUAAAACAGUGAAUGGACAUUUAUUUCCAUGUCUACUAUAAAAGGAGAAAAAAAUAAUGCACAUGCAAUUACACAGCAUCCUAAAAACAUAAUGAAUUCAAAAAUCUUGUUGAGAUCAGUUGAAAACGAGACAUUUUACCUGCAGUGCUCUUUAUUCAACACAAGGGGACAGUACACGACAUUUUUCCAUGAUGAUAUAGCUUCUGUAUCUGCAAAAAUGAACCAAGACUCAAGAGUAAUUAUCCUCAGUUUAGAUGAUAUACUGACCAAUCAAAAUAGCUGGUAAACCUGGUUGUUAUUCACCACAUAAAACCACAAAUUGUAACAAAAAUAUUUUUUCUUUGAAAAUAAGUGUACUCUUUGAGUACACAGUCAGAGUGUAUUGUCUGAUGAAUAAUUUAAAGUUUUAUUAUUAGUAGUAGUUUUAUUCUAUUGACCUAGCUUAGCUCAUACCACAUCAUGUUUCUGAAAAUUGUCUCUGAAUGGUCAUUGCAGUCUGAAAUUCUCCUUCUUUUGACAGACCAGUCCACAGAUCAAAGCACUCGCCUAUACAUGAUGAAAUAGAGAGUUUCAUGUAGUUUGUGGUUUUCAAUGCUCUAAAAAUGAAAGAAAGUAUUUUAUUUGAGUCAUUGCUGGUAAAACCUCUGCAUUUGAUUUUCAAUAUAAGAUUUCAAAAAAAUUUAGAGACCAUGUUCCAGUUAGGAGUCAAUCAUACACUAAGAUGCUUAAGUGCAUUUUUACAUGGGUUUUAUUUUCCCUGUUUUUAGGCCAGCUAUAUUUGUUUGUGUGUUUGUGUGUGUGUGUGUGUGUGUGUUUGUGUGUGUGUGUGUG
Messenger RNA from Sinocyclocheilus rhinocerous, 2732 nucleotides. Its product is annotated as FH2 domain-containing protein 1-like. The record is from RefSeq and is a predicted model, not a curated record. The transcript is spliced from 9 exons. The coding region runs from base 1 to 1812 and encodes 603 amino acids. Lineage: Eukaryota; Metazoa; Chordata; Actinopteri; Cypriniformes; Cyprinidae.